Messenger RNA from Ornithorhynchus anatinus (platypus), 692 nucleotides. RefSeq names its product HD domain containing 3 (gene HDDC3). Gene Ontology annotation, molecular function: guanosine-3',5'-bis(diphosphate) 3'-diphosphatase activity. The transcript is spliced from 4 exons. Bases 22 to 570 code for a protein of 182 amino acids. NCBI's taxonomy places the organism in Eukaryota, Metazoa, Chordata, Mammalia, Monotremata, Ornithorhynchidae. The record is from RefSeq and is a predicted model, not a curated record.
CCGCCCUCCCGCCCUCCCGCCAUGAGCUCCCCGGAGGCGGCGCUGCUGCUGCUGUUGGACGCCGCCGACUUCGCCGCUCAGAAGCACCGGCAGCAGCGGCGGAAGGACCCGGAGGGCACCCCCUACAUCAACCACCCCAUCGGUGUGGCGCGCAUCCUCAGCCACGAGGCGGGAGUCACCGACGUGCAGGUGCUGCAGGCCGCCUUGCUGCACGACACGCUGGAGGACACGGACACGACGGCGGAGGAGCUGGAGCGGCGGUUCGGGGCGCGGGUGAGGCUCCUGGUGCAGGAGGUGACGGACGACAAGGAGCUGCCCAAGGCGGAGAGGAAGCGGCGCCAGGUGGAGGGCGCGGGGCGCGGCAGCCCCGGCGCCAAGCUGCUCCGCCUGGCCGACAAGCUCCACAACCUGCGGGACCUUCGCCGCUGCGCCCCCGUGGGCUGGUCCGAACAGCGGGUGCAGGAGUACUUCGAGUGGGCGGCCCAGGUGGUCAGGGGCCUGCGGGGGACCAACCCGCAGAUGGAGGCCGCCCUGCGGCAGCUGUUCGAGGAGCGGGGCGUCCCGCCGUGAACCCGAGCCGACGUCGUCGCCUCCGCGGGGACGGCGGAAGACCCGCCGCUCCGGCCCGGCCCCGGCCCCGGCCCGCCCCGGCGGGCGGCGGCCGGGGCGAAAUAGAAGCCGGUGGAAACGCU